This is a messenger RNA of Wasmannia auropunctata (little fire ant), 925 nucleotides long. RefSeq lists its product as uncharacterized. NCBI's taxonomy places the organism in Eukaryota, Metazoa, Arthropoda, Insecta, Hymenoptera, Formicidae. The coding region runs from base 147 to 836 and encodes 229 amino acids. The record is from RefSeq and is a predicted model, not a curated record. The transcript is spliced from 3 exons.
AGCCCGGCUCUCUUAAUUGCCUUAUAACUCGUAUAUCAAGUACGGGUUUGCCUUGAUUUUGUGCCGGCUGAGUCGUGAGGAUCUCAGUAGUGAAACACUGUGAUAAAGUAAUAGCCGGGGCAUCGGCCCCGGCUACGCCGCGGUCAAUGUCGCUUGAUAGAUCUGUGAAUCAUAAACGACUUUCCGCUUCGCUUGCGGAAUGGACGUCUCACGCGAAUAGUUUCUUUGAGAGAUCGAGUGGACGCCCGCGUUCCGGGACGGAUUCUUCCGGCGACUCGUGGGUGUGUUCUCGUUCCCCCGUUCAACGCUCUAGUGUGUCGCCGAUCGGAAAUCCGGCUCAGUUUCUAAAAUCGGUCGAGUCUGAUAGUGUUAGUACCAUGGCACCUAGCAAGAAAAUGCUUAAGAAACUUAAAAAGAAAAAGCAGUUAGAGGAUGCCACCGGUUCGGCUGGUAGUAUGCCGAGCAACGAGUCGACCUCGGCUCUCGAAAGAUCUUUGUCUCAGUCAUCAAAUAUGUCCACCGAGGGUGAGCAACAACAGCAAUCUUCAGGUAAUAAAAGACCGCCCCCCGCGGAUUCAGACGAAGACGAAGUUAUUUAUGCGACGCAAGAACCAAACAAAGUUGAGAGCAGGUGCCACUACAAAAAGAAGAAGAAGAAGAAGAAGUAUAUCUCACUGACCUGCGCGAAGACUCAGUUUUUCGCUGAGUGGACCUAUUGGUUAUACUGUGGUCCUACGUUUAUACGUCUAUGUCUCUAUGUAAACCCGGCUUUAAGUGGAACGCACCCGAUGAUGUAUAUUGACUCUAUUGCAAAGUUCAGUGCUUACUCAAAUUAAAUAUGGCUUCUUGGACGCAAACAUGACUUGUUGAAAAUGAAUAAGAAUAAGCAAGUUGUCGUUGAUUCAGCUACGCGCAAGUUAUCCAC